Maylandia zebra (zebra mbuna) is the source of this 2416-nucleotide messenger RNA. RefSeq names its product major intrinsic protein of lens fiber b (gene mipb). The record is from RefSeq and is a predicted model, not a curated record. Gene Ontology annotation, molecular function: water channel activity. NCBI's taxonomy places the organism in Eukaryota, Metazoa, Chordata, Actinopteri, Cichliformes, Cichlidae. Gene Ontology annotation, cellular component: plasma membrane. Gene Ontology annotation, biological process: water transport; transmembrane transport.
UGGACGCUAUCUAUCCCCGUCUCUUUUUAGAAACACCCCUUUAGCAUUGAUGCCCACCUCUUCUUGACAUCCCAUUCCACCUGAGAUCUCCUCCCACACUCCCACAUUAUCUCACACCUAUGUCUUUGGACAGGUGGACAGAGGUGGCAAGCGAAUGCAGCUGAGUUGACUUUACCAACCCAGUCUGGUAAAAGAUCUGUUGAGUGGAUUCGUCUGUUGACGUUCUGAAAUCCUGUUUUGUCUUUAAACUGACUUUCCAGCUGUGUUUGGUCAGCUUAGUGAGCUGACUACAAAAGGGAGACUCUUUUUUAAAGUUUUUGAUAUCUGAAGAGGAUUGAAAAGGUACACAUUUGACCUUUUCUAGAUUUAUUUUUGAAGAAUCCUCUUCAUCUGGUGGAGAGCCUCAACCGUCACCAUGUGGGAGUUCCGGUCUAUGAAUUUUUGGCGGGCAGUUUUUGCCGAGUUCUUCGGGACCAUGUUUUUUGUGUUCUUUGGCAUGGGCGCUGCCCUGCGCUGGACCACUGGGCCUCAUCAUGUCCUUCACGUGGCCCUGUGCUUUGGGCUGGCAGCCGCUACCCUCAUCCAGUCCAUCGGCCACAUCAGCGGCGGCCACAUCAACCCUGCCGUCACUUUUGCCUACCUUGUCGGCUCACAGAUGUCUCUUUUCCGAGCCAUUUUCUACAUUGCUGCCCAGUGCCUGGGUGCUGUAGCCGGGGCUGCUGUGCUGUAUGGGGUCACACCAGGCAACAUGAGAGGCAACAUGGCAAUGAACACGCUGCAGCCUGGCAUCAGCCUGGGGAUGGCCACCACUGUGGAGGUCUUCCUCACCAUGCAGCUUGUCAUCUGCAUCUUCGCCGUGACUGAUGAGAGGAGAAACGGACGUCUCGGAUCGGCUGCCCUCUCCAUUGGCUUCUCUGUUACCAUCGGACAUCUCAUGGGGAUGUACUACACGGGUGCUGGAAUGAACCCUGCCAGGUCCUUUGCCCCUGCUGUGAUCUUCAGAAACUUUAUCAACCACUGGGUGUACUGGGUCGGGCCUAUGAUAGGAGGUGCCAUGGGGGCCCUCCUGUAUGAUUUCAUGCUGUUCCCACGCAUGAGGGGUCUGUCCGAGCGUCUGGCCACACUGAAGGGCAGUCGACCUCCCGAGAACGAGACCCAGCAGGACACCCGCGGGGAACCCAUCGAGCUCAAGACACAAGCCCUAUAAACCUGCCCCUUCUCCCCUUCUCUGACUGGGGCCGAGGGAUGAGGGACAAGGCCCUGAGCUACACCAACCCCACCUCCACUGCCCCCACCCAGUGCCUUCACAUACACACACACAGACACAAAACUAACCCAGACAACUCACGUGUAGACUAACACCUAACAACAUUUUCCGGUGCCACUCUAAAAACAUGCAGGUCAAUCACCUUUAACCUCAACACACAACAACACUCCUCUACACCCAGUCAUCUCUCUGUAUUCUGAACUGGACUUUGUGUUUUCAUAAAUGGUGACCAGAGAUUGAACCAGUAGCCGCCCCGUCUCUUCCUGCCCGCCUCUUUCCUCCUCCCAGGCAGGCUUUUGAUCUGCAAUGCAGAAACGUGUGGAAACCCCUUAACUCCAGCAGAGAAAUUUGAGGAGGGGAGGAGACUGGGGGGUAGGACGGAGGUGAGGCGGGGAUGUGGGAAUGAUAUGUGAAAGGGAUAAGAGAGCAUGGGGCAGGUGGGGGUGGAGUAGAGGGGUGGAUAGAGAGGGCAGCACUUCUGGGUUUGUGGUCGUUUCAAGUUGGGUUAGACCAGUGAAGAUGGGCAUGCUUUUCAUUAUUCACAAGAAUUCUUUUUUCUUUCUUUCUCCAUUUUAGUUUAUUUUUUGUUUUGUUUUCUGCACUUCCCACACAAGACGUGGAUGUAUGAUACCAUUAGAUUUAACCAGGGUUUCAUUAUUUUCAAUCACUACAAUUUAUCUGUGGGUUUGUGUUUGUGUGUGCGCGCAAGUGUGUGCGUGAGAGUGAGUGUGUGCCUUUGUGUGCGCCUGCGCCUGUACGUUUGGGUGUAUUUGCAAGUGAGUGCGUUUAUGUGUGUACGUGUGCGACCGAGAUCGCACAUACAGUACUUUUUAUUUCGUUUUACCGCUCUCAUGUUUCGUAACCACUGAUUGUGCUCAUUUUUUGUCCCCACUUUUUAAGACAUUACCAUUUCUCCUCCGCCUUCACUGUGCUAUUUGGUAUGAUAUUCAUUUUUACAUAAACCAUCUGCUUUUUUGUUCUGAAUCAGCGCAAUCCAAAGCAAAUGUUGUAUCCCAGACUUCAAGAGUAGGUCUGCUGAUCGGCUGUGCGAGUUUUACAUUGAGUCUCCUUUUAUUAUUUGAUCCUUAACUGGGAGCACAAAGCGUUUCAAUAAGAAUUUCAAUGAAAAUAAACAUAAAAAAAACUUGA